GGUUCUGUUCCUGUUACUACGUAUGAAAACUGGAAACUGCACCUCUGCAAAGAGAAAAUUAAAAAUUAUUUUGUUGUAUGUAGCUAUUUAGUAAUAUUAUUUGUGAAUGUAUGUACAUUUAACAUUUUAACAAAUUUAACUUACCUGGCUAUGCAAAGCCUUGGUUAGUAUCGAAAACGCGUCGGUGGUUGAAUUAGUAAAUGCAGUUUCCGCAGGCAGAGUCAACUGUUUUUACACGAUCCGAAGUGGAAGACAUAACCCAAUCAGCAUCAAAGCCGCAAAUUAUGAAAAAGUUUAUUAAGUCUAAAAUAGAUCACAAUGAAACCGCGAGCCGUAGUACACCAACUAUUUUAGCAGAUCCAACUCCAAAAGUUGAAAGAGAAAAAAUAAUGCCAGAUGUGCAACCACCUCUUCCUUUAGACCCGCCACAAUCUGGCGAGAAACCGAAAUUAGCUUUAAAACUUAAACAGGAAAUUGAGGAUAUUGAAUAUCAAAUCCCUUGGUUUAAAGUUUCUGAAGAUUCUUUACUAGAGGGUGAGGAAUCAACUGACACUUUAAACCAUGAGAAGAGAAGAAGAGAAUUAAAUGGAGCUGAAGAAACUGACGCUAGUAAGCCAAAACCAAUGUGCCGGGAUUUUAUCAGAGGAAGGUGUACAAGACCAGGAACCUGCAAAUUUACUCACAAAUGUGACGUAUCACAACUUGUUGGUGUCUAUACGUUUUGCCGAAACUUCCAAAACUCUGUAUGCGCUCUUCCGAAUUGUAAAUAUGUUCAUGCCACAGUUUUCGAAGAACAACAUUUCUAUAGAACAGGAGAGUUGCCGCCACAUGCACUAGCCCAUCAUAAAAAGGUGAAUAUUUUACCACCGCCUCCGCCGCCGCCUCCAGAAGAGGCUCGGCAAACUUUUGAUAAUCCACCACCGCCUGUGCCGGCACCGACAGCAAGCUCAUCACCCAUAAAGCGUGAUUGGGCGCAGAAGGCUCCGGAAACUUUUGAUAAUCCACCGCCACCUGUGCCGGCACCGAACGCGAGAUCAUCGCCCAUAAAGCGUGAUUGGGCGCUGAACCAUGCGGCGCGCGUGCUGGAGGCCAGUGGAAUUGUGCCAAAAAAAUGCAAAAAUUGUGAAGUCACGGAGCUCAGAUAUAGAUAUAACCAAGAUAAACUCAAAUUUGCGGAACUCGCGAAUAUUGAACUAUCUAAUAAGAUUCUUGAAGUGGAGGACAAAAUGGCAAAAGUCAUGUCGAUCAUGACCAUAAUAAUAAAAGCAAAGGCUCUUGCAAAUAUCUCAAGCGGUGGUGACACAUAUUAAGGACCUAAUGGAACAAAUAAAGAAUAUGAUGAGUAAUGAAAUUCAAUCGAGAACAGAUUUAUCGUAGGAAUAUAGAUAUGUCCAAUUUAUUGGCGACACUACUUAAUCCUCUACCUGGUGACCAGAAGCCCGAUGUGUAACAUACUAGUGUUCUUUAGCAUUAUCAUUAUAACACAUUGUGCAUUUUUAGUAUAACUAAGUAUAAUAAGAUAUUCCUUAAGAUAUAAGAUAUUUCACGUCGGUUUGUUUUUUGUAAAUGAAAUAUUUACGUAUAAUAUAUUUGGAUUACGGCCGUGAAUUGUGGCAUUUCUCGGGGAAUACUUGCCUUUAAAAAAAUGAUAGAAUUUUUAUAGAUCUUCAUUAGUACUCAAAUACUAGAAAUGUCAUCUGCUUAGUUAAAUAAGGUUAAAUGUUAAUUUAUUCUCAUACGUAACUAGGCAAGAUUAGUUGUUUUUUUAUUACCAAGAUGUAGCUAUUAUACUAUAAAUAGCUUAAGUAGGUGUUAGUCAUAUAGUGCAUCUUAUCUGUUGUAUUGUAUGUCCUUAAUAUUAUACUUUGUUAAUUUUAAUAACUGUAGAAUAUCUCAUAGGUUAGUUAUAUGGUUUAUAAAAAGUUAAGGGUGACUAAGACCAAAAUUUCAAUAAAUGUUGUGCUUACUAUAUAAUCUUUACUUUCCCACUCAAAGGUGUAAGAUAAACUUUAGCAUUCAAGCACCUAAGUGGAUUAUUAUGGGUAUAAAUAUAUUUUUUUUUUUUUUAUAGGAGAGGGGGCAAACGAGCAUGCGGCUCACCUGAUGGUAAGUGACUACCGCCGCCCAUGAACAACUGCUACACCAGGGGAAUAUGAUGCGUUGCGGGCCUUUUAAAAAGGAGUACGCUCUUUUCUUGAAGGUCCCUAAGUCGUAUCGGUCCGGAAAAAUCGCUGAUGGUAAUCGAUUCCACAAGGAGGUCGUGCGAGGAAGAAAACAUCUUCUAAAUCGCACAGUGGUGGACCGCCAAUCAUCCAGAUGGUGUGGAUGGUAUCGGGAGUUCUGCCGCGAUGUGCGUUAGUGAAAUUUGGCGGCUGGGAUUAAUCCGAACAAUUCCAAUAUAAAUAUUACCAAAAGAAAAUUGAGAUACAUCUAUUCUAAAAACAAAAUACUAAAAACUAAGAACGGUAUACUAAAUGUUCAAAAUUACUCAAAUCUUAUAUUAUUUGGCCAUAAAAGAAAAUAAAUAAUUUAAUUAUAAAAUCUAAGAAUAUAUGUAAGACAACCUGGGACAUUAUUAAAAAUAAUGAAUAUGAUAAUACAGACAAUAAAGAUUUUGAUAGAUAGCAGAUAAAUUGAAUAACUAUUUUGCUAACAUCCAUGACAUAAAAAUUGAUUAAAAAAAAAGAAACAGGACGCGUUUAGACAACCUCGAGCAUAGCAUGUUUCUACGACCAUGCUCCAUAAAUGAAAUUAUAAGAAUAAUUAAAUCCUUAAACAAUUACAAAGUCUGUGGAUACUAAUUCAGUCUCUAUUCAUAUAAUAAAGGAUUGUGCUGAU
Parnassius mnemosyne (clouded apollo) is the source of this 2838-nucleotide messenger RNA. NCBI's taxonomy places the organism in Eukaryota, Metazoa, Arthropoda, Insecta, Lepidoptera, Papilionidae. The record is from the annotation of a GenBank genome assembly.